Messenger RNA from Caenorhabditis briggsae, 459 nucleotides. Lineage: Eukaryota; Metazoa; Nematoda; Chromadorea; Rhabditida; Rhabditidae. The transcript is spliced from 5 exons. The record is from RefSeq and is a predicted model, not a curated record. The coding region runs from base 1 to 459 and encodes 152 amino acids.
AUGUUCUUAUGUUGCUGCUGCUGCCGUCGUGUCAGCGCCGUCACACCUGGGAUUCCCCGCGGAGACAUCGUUGAGUUGGCAACUGUGCCAGAAAAUGUGCCAGGAACAACCGAGCCUGUGACAGCUCCAGAAGCGCAUCAGGCAGUUUCACAAGGGCACCAGGCAACUCCACAAGUUCACCAAUCCGUCGUUGAGGAGAGAGUGGUUCCGGCAAACGUCAUCAUGGUCAAACCAAAACCUGAUAAGGCCCAUGCUUCAAUCGGGAGACAAUCAUCUGCCGCAACCAUGAUGGGAUUAAAGGAAGCACUGAAGGAAAUUAAGAAACCAGGAGUGAACGUCUUGGAAGAUCCAACAACCAAAGAAGUGGCCGAGAAAAUCACUGAGCCAACGCUGGUCUCGCGCAAGAAAAAGCUGGAGUCCUUGAAGAAGCAAGACUCUGUUGAUCCAGAAGACGAUUAA